GAAGAGGAGAGGAGAUGAGAGGAGGGGCUGUGCUGUUCCGUGCUGCACCGUGCAGCCACUCACUUCUGCCUCCAACCUCCACCUUCCAUCCCUGAACUUGUCCCGCGUGGGGAUGGAUGCUUUACCCCUCGAUCCGUCCUCCUAAAGUAUCGGAGGAAUGGUGUAUCUGUGGAAAACCUCCGGUAAUUGGAAUGUCUAUGGGCGUCGAUGAUGUUUGCAAUUGGUGACUGCAGAAAUUUCCAGCGUGUCGGAGAGUAGACAGACCACAGCUUUAGUGGUGCGCUUUUGGAGAAGAAGAAGAAGAAGAAGAAGAAUGGACAUGUGAAUGAGAUUUUUUUGUUGUUGUUGAUAUUUUUAUUUUUUUUUUAUUUUGCGGCUGAAAUCAUUGCUUUGGCUGUUUUGGUUCACUCAAGUGUAAACGGUAAAUUGUCACAAAGUCUCACAAGUGAAAAAAGGAUUGAUUGGUUAAUUGAUUGCUUGCUUUUUUUUCCCGUUAGAGGUGGAAUUCAUGCGCCGAUAAGCUUCCGGGGCCAAUAUGCCAGAAUGGGUCCUCUACAGUAUUUAUUUCUCUGUGGACUUCUGUACACCCAAACCGAAGGGUCUCGUCUACGCCAGGAGGACUUCCCUCCUCGCAUUGUGGAGCACCCCUCUGACCUCAUUGUGUCCAAAGGGGAACCAGCCACCCUAAACUGUAAGGCAGAGGGACGUCCAACCCCUACGGUGGAAUGGUACAAAGAUGGGGAGCGCGUUGAAACUGACCGCGACAACCCUCGCUCACACCGUAUGCUGCUGCCCAGUGGGUCUCUCUUCUUUCUACGUAUCGUCCAUGGGCGACGAAGCAAACCUGACGAUGGCAGCUACGUUUGCGUGGCCCGCAACUAUCUUGGAGAGGCCGUAAGCCGGAACGCAUCUCUAGAAGUAGCAUUGUUGCGCGAUGACUUCAGACAGAACCCGCAGGAUGUUAUUGUAGCAGUCGAGGAGACUGCGAGUCUCGACUGUCAGCCUCCACGUGGACACCCUGAACCCACCACCUUCUGGAGGAAAGAUAAGGCUCGUCUGGACCUCAAAGAUGACAGGAUCACAGUUCGUGGAGGAAAGCUGACCAUCUCAAAUGCCAAGAAGAGUGAUGCAGGAAUUUAUGUGUGUGUGGCAAACAACAUGGUUGGAGAGCGAGAAAGUGAAAAAGCCCAACUAUCAGUGUUUGAAAGGCCAGUGUUUGUGCAGCGUCCCGUGAACCAGGUGGUCUUAGUUGAUGAAAGUGUAGAGUUCAGAUGUCAGGUCCAUGGUGACCCUCCGCCUACAUUGCGCUGGAAAAAAGAGGACACGGAUGUUCCCCGCGGCAGGUAUGACAUCAGAUAUGAAAAAGAGGAUUUCCUGCUAAGGAUAAAGAAAGCAUCAGUCAGUGAUCAGGGAACUUUCACCUGCCAAGCUGAGAACCGUGUGGGUAAAGUGGAAGCCUCUGCCUACUUGACGAUCAGAGCUCGCCCCGUUGAGGCACCCCAGUUUGUGGUGCGACCCCGUGACCAGAUUGUGGCACAAGGACGAACAGCUACAUUUCCCUGUGAGACCAAAGGCAAACCUCAGCCCACUGUCUUCUGGCAACGAGAGGGCAGCCAGGAUCUUCUGUUCCCCAACCAGCCGAUACAGGGAGACAGCCGUGUGUCUGUAUCUGUCAGUGGAGAGCUGACCAUCUCAUCUGUACAACGCUCUGAUGCAGGUUAUUACAUCUGUCAGGCCCUCACUGUAGCAGGCAGCAUCAUGGCCAAGGCCCAGCUGGAGGUAGCAGACGCCCUGAAGGACCGCCCACCACCCAUAAUCCGACAGGGGCCUUCUAACCAAACGCAAGGGCUUGGAGGUGUGACCCUACUUCGGUGUCAAGCAUCAGGGGACCCAGAGCCUACAGUAACCUGGAGAAAAAAUGGGGCCAGUCUGCUUGGAAAGGAUCCACGGUUUUCACUCCUGGAACAUGGCAGCCUCCAGAUUCAAAAUACCAAGCUGUCUGACUCCGGGUUGUACACCUGUGUUGCUACGAGCUCCAGCGGAGAAACAUCAUGGAGCGCUUACUUGGAUGUCAGAGAAUCGACCGAUCUCAUAGAUUUCAUGUCUCACAAUGCCACGGCACUCCCCGGCCCGCCCUCUAAGCCAGAGGUCACUGAUGUUACCAAGAGCAGUAUCUCAUUGUCAUGGGAACCAGGGCCAGAGGCGGGCUCCCCCGUGUCCUCCUAUGUCAUCGAGGCCUUUGGUCAGUCUGUGAGUAACAGCUGGCAAACAGUGGUGGACCAUGUGAAAACCACAGAGUUUACAGUCAGAGAUCUGAGACCGAAUACUGUCUACCUGUUCAUCAUCAGGGCCGUUAAUGCUCAGGGGCUUGGAGACCCCAGCCCUAUGUCUGAGCCUGUCCGAACACAAGACAUUAGUCCCACAGCACAGGGAGUGGACCAUCGUCGGGUGCAGAAAGAGUUGGGGGAUGUUGUGGUCAGCAUGCACAACCCUGUGGUCCUUAGUUCCACAUCAGUGCAAGUCACAUGGACUGUGGAGAAUCCCUCCCAGUUUAUUCAAGGCUACCGUGUUCUGUACCGGCAGACAUCAGGACUGCCCUCCCCAGGGCCAUGGCAGAUACAAGACUUGAAGGUCGCCUCAGAGAGAGACAUAACUCUCUCUGGUCUGAAGAAAGGCAUCGUCUAUGAGAUUAAAGUGCGCCCAUACUUCAAUGAGUUCCAGGGUGCAGACAGUGAAUCCAUGACUGCUCGCACCAUGGAAGAAGCUCCCAGUGCACCUCCCCAGCAAGUGGUAGUAUUGACAGUAGGAAACCACAACAGUACAUCCAUCAGCGUGUCAUGGGACCCUCCUCCCUCAGACCAACAGAACGGCAUCAUCCAAGAGUACAAGAUCUGGUGUUUGGCCAAUGAAACCCGCUUUCAUGUCAAUAAAACUGUGGAUGCAACCAUCCGUUCAGUUGUUGUCGGGGGUCUGCAGGCUGGAGUGCAGUACCAUGUGGAGGUAGCUGCAGGCACAAGCGCAGGGGUGGGGGUCAAGAGCAAACCCCAGCUCAUCAUCUUGGGUGCAGAAUUACGGGACGUAAUGACGGGAUCAGAGGGCAACAAUAGCAUUUCAGAUGUAGUGAAGCAGCCAGCCUUUAUUGCUGGACUGGGAGGGGCUUGCUGGAUUGUCCUUAUGGGCUUCAGUGCCUGGCUGUACUGGAGGAGAAAAAAGAGGAAGGGACUCAGCAACUAUGCAGUUCAGUCCUUUACCUUCACACGUGCAGUGACAUUCCAAAGAGACAGAGGCCUGAUCAGAAAUGGAAGCCGCCCUGGUCUGCUGAAAGCAGGUGACCCUGGCCUUCCCUGGUUGGCUGAUUCCUGGCCAUCCACAAGUCUCCCAGCUAAUGGGGGCUUAGGCAGUCCAAAAGGCAACAACAACUUUGGCCGAGGAGAUGUGUUACCGUCGGCUGCUGUGGAGAAAACGGGCACCAUGCUGUCUGAUGGUGCCAUCUACAGCAGUAUUGACUUCAUGGGGAAGGCAGGUUACAGCAGCCCAGCGCGAGGCAGUCAGCCCACCCCCUAUGCCACCACUCAGAUACUCCAGUCUAACAGCUUCCAUGAGCUGGCUGUGGAUAGACCAGAUCCCCGCUGGAAGGCUUCUCUCCAAGCCCAGCAGGAAAUUGCAAACCUGGGCUACUCGCUAACUGACAGACGCCCUGGAAGUGGUGCAAAGGUUGGGAAGAAAAAGAAGGUAAAGGGUGGAACAAAGACCUCUAAAUCAAAUGGGACAUGUUGGGCGAACAUGCCUCUGCCUCCACCACCCAUGCACCCUCUCCCUGGUACAGAGGUUGACCUUGACCGUUACCCCCAGGAAAACCAUGGAGGAGGAUAUGACAGCAACAGUUGGGCACCACCCAUUUCUGUCCAGACCUACCGUCAUCAGAAUCUGGACAAUGAAGUCGAGGAAGAGCGAGGCCCCACUCCUCCACUGAGGGGAAGAUCCUCAUCACCAGCAGCUGCUCCCUUCAACCAGCCAUCCUCUUCUUCUCUCAGCUCAGCUCACCAUGAAGAGAUGCAGUCUAUUCUGCAGGCCCACUUGGAUGAGCUGACCAGAGCUUACCAAUACGAAGUGGCCAAACAGGCAUGGCACAUGAAGAGUACUCCAAAUGUGCCCAACACCCCCAUUCCUCCAAUGGAGUUCAUGUCCAGUACACUCGGCUCUGAUCUGGGUGCCACGCUGCUUUCUGAAGAAGACGAGGAGGAGGAGGAGGAAAGAUAUGCUGUAGUGUCAAAGAAUUUAUGUGGCUUUGAGUACACCCCUGGUCACAGCGUGGACAACCUUGAGGGCUCAGGUAAAACCUCACAGAGUCGUUCAGACACCUCGGCCACAUCGGACCACGGUGCAAAGAGCUCACAUAGCCUUGGCCACAAGAGGGCGCCACUGACAGGCCUCAAACACACAGAGAAAGUUGGGACUCUGCCGAGACGAAGAGACACCAACACAGAUGCAGCCCACACGUCGGCCAUGAAGUCUUUACACAGCGUGGGUUCCCGUAUGAACAGCUCGUGGGCGCCUGCAUCCUCCGACCCCUCUGAGGAGUGCAUGGUGACUGUGUCGACACUGGAGCGGCAGCAUAUGGCGUCCUGGAGUGGCACAACCGCAUCUGGCAGAGCCACCCUGGGCAGGAGUUCCCACAAGAGACCUGGCACAGAUCCAUCGGGACAUCCACCAACACACAGCACAGAGAAGAGGGAACAUUAGUCUUUGUGAAGCCUUUCCCUGCAGUUGCUGCCUGUCCCAGGACACCUUGUUUAUAAGCGCUAUGAGAUAUUCUCUCUGCAAGUAACACUGAAUGAUGUUUGGAAGUUGGAAAGGAGACAGAACGAAGACAGAGAGACAAAGUGUGAGAUAAAAUGCAGAGCUGUAAAUGUCAUGUACAGACACAGACACCAGUCACAGUGUUAUUUUCAUCCCCCUCUUCAAAAGAGUAAACAGUAUGUUAUACAGUAUGUCUGCUUCUAUUUCCUGUCACAUGGUGUACUUCAAUUGACACAGUGGAGAUGAUGAAGAAUCACGACAAAAUGACUAAUUAAAAUGAAAGGACUUGCAUAAUUUGUAAAUAUAUUUUUUAAAUGGUUUCUCUUUUACUUUGCUUUGCUAUGCAAGCCAAACCCGAUGUUGUCUUUUUUUGUGAUUUAUUACUGUGAAUCAUUUUUCAUUAAUGCUCAAACUGUUAGCUUACUUUGGUGAAGCUACUGUAUUGUUGUACUUUGCACAGAGCGUUUUGGUGAAAAUAAGCACAAACUCAUUGUCAGCUGAGCUGAGGAGAAGAAUCAUAAUGGCAAAGAGGGAAAUCUAUGUUGAACAGAACUUAAACAGAAAAUAUACUGUACACUUGGCUGUUAAUUGUUCUGAAUUAUACCCAUAUAUUGAGAGACAUAAGGAAUAAACAGGUAAAUACUUCGGGAAUAAUGGGCCAGAAUAAGAAUGCUGUUAUGUGUUGUAGUAACGGUGGUUCUUAACAGCGCAAGAACAUGUGUUGAUGGUAAGAAAGCAGCACAUCUGCUAUAAUAUCCAAAGCAAUGCCAUACAAAAUAAGUAUGUGUCUUCUCUGCCAUUCCCAAAAGAGUGUGUUAAUAGGAAUAUAUAUACAGUAUAUUUUCAUUUUGAUCAUUCUUUAUCAAUUACAUACAAAAGAAACUUGAUGAUUGUGCAAUAUAUAAAGGAUAAUAGAACAGUAACGGGAAAUGUGUCACUGGAAGGUAGUUGGUAGAAGCCACCGGCCUUGGUGAGGUGGAAACAGAUAUGUACAAAUCUCCUCACAGUACCCGAAGACAAACACAUUUCAGGGUUUAACUAUAGAUGAUGUUAAACACCACAGUAAUUCUACCAGAUCUGUUCCUAUGUGCUACAUUGUUGAGUGGUUAAUGGGUUGCACUAUCGUCUUACAAAGAUGUAUAGAAUUGACUACCUGCCAGAAAUGAGGAUCUUUGGGACACCUUUUCCAGAUUGAAAUGAAGCCAAUUAGCAUUUUCUGCCAAUGAGAUUCACGAUGCAAUGUCUUUACACUUGUUUGGAUGGUUUUGUUUUGAUCAUUGUUCUGGUAAUGGCUCUCCCUUUGAAGAAUCUUUACUUGCCAGAUUGGUUUGCCCUCAGGAAUACACAGCCACAUACAGUAGGGCAGUUUUUCAAUCCUUUGAUGCAAAAUAAAAUGUGUAUGUGAAAC
Sphaeramia orbicularis (orbiculate cardinalfish) is the source of this 6208-nucleotide messenger RNA. Its product is annotated as roundabout homolog 2-like. The coding region runs from base 544 to 4743 and encodes 1399 amino acids. Gene Ontology annotation, molecular function: protein binding. Lineage: Eukaryota; Metazoa; Chordata; Actinopteri; Kurtiformes; Apogonidae. The record is from RefSeq and is a predicted model, not a curated record. The transcript has 28 exons.